Plenodomus lingam JN3 is the source of this 1800-nucleotide messenger RNA. The record is from RefSeq and is a predicted model, not a curated record. Lineage: Eukaryota; Fungi; Ascomycota; Dothideomycetes; Pleosporales; Leptosphaeriaceae.
AUGGAAGAUACUCUUCGCCCUAACGUGGAGUACAGGACUUUCAUCCCGAACAAUAGGUCCAGUUUUCUCGCUACUAGCGUAAGCCGGAUGCAACGAGACCUAUCCUGUUCUCUCCACCAAGUUGGCCCGCUUGAAGUCAAAGAAGACGUAACAGCACCCAUGAUUCGGCGAGUGGCAGGUAAAGUCCCACACGUGUGCGUAGUUGGCGCUGGUGUAGCCGGCCUUCGGUGUGCAGACGUUCUGCUACAACAUGGUUUGAAGGUCACCAUACUUGAGGGUCGAGAUCGAGUCGGCGGGCGUAUCUGUAAGUCAUUGUCCAGCCCGCAGGUGUGGACGCACAGCUGUAUCAAAUCAAUCACUAAUGCAGUGUAUCGAAGCGGACCAAAUUGGAUACAUGGUACCGACAAUAAUCCAAUACUGGACCUUGCUCGAGAGACAAAUACAAGAGUGAUGAAUUGGGAUGGUCGCCAAGCCGUAUUUGAUCAUCUGGGCAACCUUAUGCCUGAACCUGAAGCCGCCGAAAACACGGAGCAUGUUUGGACCAUUAUUGAGCGUGCUAUGAAGCUUUCAAACGACGACUCAGCCUCAAUACCCGCAGAAAAAAGCUUAUACGACUUCUUCAAGGAGCAAGUUGUCGAGAUGUUUCCACCAGAUGACGAGGGCGAAGGAAAGGCAAAGAGCAAGCAAAAUACCAUACUUCAAAUGGGGGAGAUGUGGGGUGCAUUCGUGGGGAGUCCAGUCCAGAGCCAAAGCCUUAAAUUCUUCUGGAUGGAGGAGUGUAUUGAUGGAGAGAAUUUGUUUGUCGCAGAGACUUACCACAAAGUCCUAGAGAAAAUUGCUGAGCCCGCAUUGAAGGCAACUGUCAAGUUUGGUCAUGUGGUGAAGGAAAUUGUUUCCAGCAUCACGGAUCAAGGGAAUGGGACCUCUGUAACAGUGAAGAUUGAAGGUCAACAAAGUCAAACUUACGACGAGGUGGUCAUAACCGCGCCAUUGGGAUGGCUGAAGAGAAAUUUGCAUGUGUUCAAGCCAGAACUACCUGCACGGCUUAAGGCAGGUAUCGACUCCAUCAGUUACGGACAUUUGGAUAAGGUUUAUAUCAACUUCCCUACAGCUUUCUGGAACGACAAAUCUUUCCAAGAGACUACAGCAACAUCUAGAGUCAAAGACCAUAGUGUCCCUAACGGAACUGCGACAGCCGCUCCACACCACCAAAACCAAGACGAGGAAUCAGUUUCUGCUACGAUCAAUCCGAAACAUUGGCCAGGCUUCACACAUUGGGCUGCACCGUCGUACGCAGAGCAUACGAACCCAUUACGCUGGAAUCAAGAAGCCGUGAAUCUUGCCGCUUUGCCUGGCUCUACAGCUCAUCCGACUCUGCUAUUCUACAUCUUCGGACCGACUUCACUACACAUUGCCAAGAUGCUUGCUUCGAACCCAGAGUCGAAACAUCAAGAACUACUCACAGAAUUCUUUCACCCAUAUUUCUCUCGUCUUCCAAAUUACUCCGCCAACGACCCUGCGCAUCAGCCCAAAGCAGUCUUGGCCACUGCUUGGGCAAAUGAUGAACUUUCAGGCUAUGGCUCAUACUGCAACUUCCAAGUCGGCUUGGAGAAGGGCGACGAGGACAUCGAGACCAUGAGACAGGGUAUGCCGGAGAGGGGCGUUUGGCUAGCAGGAGAGCAUACAGCACCAUUUGUCGCUUUGGGGACUGUGACUGGUGCUUAUUGGUCGGGCGAAGGUGUUGCAAAGCGGAUCGUCAAGGCGUAUGGCAUCGAUGCUGUUAACGAGAGGAAGGCCUGA